Molecule: messenger RNA, 425 nt
Organism: Cyprinodon variegatus (sheepshead minnow)
Lineage: Eukaryota; Metazoa; Chordata; Actinopteri; Cyprinodontiformes; Cyprinodontidae
Product: alpha-1-antitrypsin homolog
Exons: 2
Biological process (GO): negative regulation of endopeptidase activity
Molecular function (GO): serine-type endopeptidase inhibitor activity
Source: RefSeq, a predicted model, not a curated record
GAAUGGAAAAUCUUUGUUCCCAAGUUUUCUAUCAAAACCUCCUCCAAGUUAAAUGACGUGCUGAAAGGGAUGGGAAUAACAGAUGUGUUUGGGGUUCGGGCGAAUCUGAGUGGCCUUGCAGAGGAAAAGAACCUGACUGUUUCAGAGGUUGUGCACAAAGCCACGCUGGACGUAAAUGAGGUUGGAGUCUAUGCUGGAGCAAUUACUCGUAUUAGACUCUAUCCAGAGCCCCUUAUAUAUGGUGCCAUCCCAGAGAUGAAGUUCAACCGCCCUUUCAUGGUGAUCAUCACAGAGAGAAACGCAGAAAACAUUCUUUUUAUCGGCAAGAUUGUCAACCCAAUCAUCUGAGGAAAGAGAGCUUUUGUUGGUACAAACUCAAUACAAUGGAAAUACUUUAUUUGAUGCCUUGUUCCAAAUGCAUAAAC